Eucalyptus grandis is the source of this 3207-nucleotide messenger RNA. Its product is annotated as disease resistance protein RGA2-like. Gene Ontology annotation, biological process: defense response to other organism. The transcript has a single exon. The record is from RefSeq and is a predicted model, not a curated record. Gene Ontology annotation, molecular function: protein binding; ADP binding. NCBI's taxonomy places the organism in Eukaryota, Viridiplantae, Streptophyta, Magnoliopsida, Myrtales, Myrtaceae. Bases 1 to 3207 code for a protein of 1068 amino acids.
AUGGCGGAAGCUGUCAUCGUCGAUAUUGCUGGAAAGAUCGUUACUUAUCUGGUUCCUCAAGCAUCGGAAAAGAUUGGGAAAUUAUGGGGUGUCAAGCAUGAACUCGAGAAGCUGAGAAAUAUUGUCUCCACGCUUCGAGCUGUACUCAACGAUGCAGAAAAACAAGGCUACCAGAAUGACCAAAUCCAAGUUUGGCUCGACAACAUGAAAGACGCUUUAUAUGACGCGCAGGAUGUGCUUGAAGAAUUCCAUAUAGAAGCUAUGCAACGAGAGCUGAGGGGCCACAAUGAAGUGAUAAAGGAGGUAAGGACAUUUUUCUCAAGUUCAAACAAGCUUGCUUUUAAUUUGAAGAUGAGUUCCAAAGUAAGAGUAGUGAGGAAAAAAAUAGAAGACAUUAACACUCGUAGGAAAUACCACUUGGACGAGCGCCUUGUGGAUUCAAGAGUAGAGAGAGAGAAGAAGAGAAAAGAGAUGCAUUCGUUUAUGUUAAGGGGAGUUAUUAGAGGGAGAGAUAAUGAUAAGAACACGGUCAUGGAAUUUUUGCUAGACCCAAACGUGACAGAGGACGUUUCCAUCCUUCCAAUAGUUGGUAUUGGUGGUAUUGGAAAAACGGCUCUUGCUCAAUGCGUAUAUAAUGAUGAGAUGGUAAGUAAACACUUUCACUUGAAAAUGUGGGUCUGUGUCUUGAAAGACUUUGACGUGAAAAAAAUAGUCACAAAUAUCCUAACUUGUGCAAAGCAAAGAAGACCUAGCGGGGCUACAAUGGAGCUGUUGCAAUGUGCUCUAAGGGCAGAAAUUGAUAAAAAGAGAUAUCUCUUAGUUUUAGAUGACUUGUGGAAUGAAGAACAGGAAAAAUGGCUAAGCUUGAAAAAUUUGUUGGUGGGAGGUGCUAGAGGAAGCAAGAUCCUUAUAACCACACGACUGCAUUCGGUUGCGGAGCUCACCCGCACUGCUCCGCCUCAUACUCUCAGGGAAUUAUCUGAAAAUGCAUCUUUUGAUUUAUUUAUGCAACUGGCUUUUCGAAAAGAAGAGGAUAUACAAGAUCCUAACAUGCGAGUUAUUGGUGAAGAUAUAGUUAGAAAGUGCUACGGUGUUCCAUUAGUUAUUCGAAUUGUUGGGAGUUUACUAUUCUUUAAGAAAACUACACGCGAAUGGUUACAUUUCAAAGAUUAUGAGUUCCCGAAAGUGUCUCAAAAGGAAGACCGCAUAAAAUUGCUUCUGAAGCUAACUUAUGACCAUCUUCCUUCCCAUUUGAAACAAUGUUUCGCGUUUUGUUCAUUGUUUCCCAAAGAUUAUGAGAUAGAAAAGCAGACUUUGGUCGAUCUUUGGAUGGCAGAAGGAUUUAUCCAACCAUCAAGUGGAAGUCCGCAUUUAGAAGACAUUGGUCAUGAAUAUUUCAUGGAUCUACUUUGGAGUAACUUCUUCCAAGAUUUUAAAAAAAAUCUACACACGAAUGAGGAGACUUGCAAGAUGCAUGAUUUGAUGCAUGAUCUAGCCUGCUCGGUUGCAGGGACCGAGUGUUGGGCGACAUGGGAUGGUCCAAAACCCAUACAUAAAAGAACUCGUCAUAUAUCUUAUGAUUUACCUUCCAAUUUGAUGGGUGAACUUCUAGUCUCAUGCUUGAAAGCAAGUGCACCGAGAACAUUUUUGUCCGUUGCUAGUUAUGAAAGGGAGCCAACAAGUGAAGCACAUAUACACCGACUCAUUCAAAGUUUCAAAAGAUUGUGCAUCUUGGAUUUGCAUGCCACAACUGUCCAGAAGGUGCCAAGGUCCAUUUAUAAGUUGAAGCAUCUUACAUAUCUCGAUCUCUCUCACAAUGAUGCACUCAAAGGGCUUCCUAACUCCAUCACGAGAUUGCAGAAUUUGCAAACACUUAAUCUCAAUGGUUGUGGAUCCCUCGAAGAAUUGCCAAGGGGUAUAAGGAAGUUAGUCAGCCUUCGAAAUCUAAACAUAGAUGAUUGUGAUAAACUUCGUUAUAUGCCACGUGGACUAGGGCAAUUGAGUUUGUUGCAUAGGUUAAUGCACUUUAUAUUGCCCAAAGAUAAAGCUCUUGCUAAGAAAUAUUGCGGACUUGGAGAGCUAAAUAGGCUUAAUAACAUCCGGGGAAGUCUUUCCAUUGAAAAUUUGGAAAGUGUGACAAAUGUAGAAGAAGAAUCCCAAGCCGCGAACUUGAGAGAGAAGCGUUCUCUGGAAAUCUUGGCUCUUUCAUGGGGCAAUUUUGAUAUUACUGAUGAAGCAAUGAUUACGAAGAGAGAUGAAGCACUAUUAGAUGGAUUGAGGCCGCCCGACAAUCUACAGGAGUUGUUUAUUUAUGGAUAUAAUGGUGAGAGUUUCCCGACGUGGAUGACCGAGUUGCCCAAUUUAGUUGAGUUAGAAUUGCUGCGGUGCACGAGAUGUAAACAUUUCCCCCAAUCUGGCCUUAGUAAGUUGAAGCAUCUCGACAUCUCUGAUAUGAAGUCUCUAGAAUAUUUGCCUGGGGAGUGUCUGGGAAGUCUCACCUCACUUGAAUCUCUUCACAUCAUGUAUUGUCCUCGGUUAACUUCCCUCCCACUUGGUUUACUUGGUUUGCGGCAUCUAUCGAAGCUCGUGGAUCUCGAUAUUAGUUAUUGCGAGGAGCUCGAUUUAUCCAAAGAUGAAAGCGGCAACAUCAUCUUGGAUUUCCAUGGACUUCAGAGUCUCCGGUCUCUAAAGAUCGAUCAUCUUCCCAAACUAGAAUCUCUCCCACAGUGGAUUCUACAGCUUCGCAGUCUCGAGUGUCUCUAUAUUUCCCAGUGCCCCAAUUUUAAGGAAUUAGCAGAGCAAAUCGAGAAAUGUGAGGAGCUCGAAAUAUCCAAAAACGAAAGCGGCAACAUCUUGGAUUUCCAUGGAGGCCUUCAAAGUCUCCGCACCGUGAUAAUCUGGGACCUUCCCAAACUGACAUCUCUCCCACAGUGGCUUUUACAGGCCCGCAAUCUCGAGCGUCUCAAAUUUUGGUUCUGCGGCAAUUUGAAGGAUAUACCAGAGCAGAUCGAGGCCCUUCAAUCACUUCAAAAUCUCUGCAUCAACGGGUGCUCCUUGUUGACAUCAUUCCCUGAAGCAAUGCGAAGGCUCACAUCCCUUACUCACCUACAAAUCUCAGGUUGCGGAGAAUUGGAGGAGAGUUGCAAAAGACAAGCAGGCGAGGACUGGGACAAGAUCGCUCAUAUCCCAAACAUACGAUUUGACUAG